Penicillium nucicola is the source of this 252-nucleotide messenger RNA. RefSeq names its product chitin binding peritrophin-A domain-containing protein. NCBI's taxonomy places the organism in Eukaryota, Fungi, Ascomycota, Eurotiomycetes, Eurotiales, Aspergillaceae. Bases 1 to 252 code for a protein of 83 amino acids. The transcript has a single exon. Gene Ontology annotation, molecular function: chitin binding. Gene Ontology annotation, cellular component: extracellular region. The record is from RefSeq and is a predicted model, not a curated record.
AUGCAGUUCACCUAUCAGACCAUUAGCACCUUUGUGGCUUUUGUGCUCUUUAGCGCGGUCAAUGCUGCCCCAGUCUCCGAAGUCGCCGCUGGCGCUGUCGCAUGGGCCGACCCUGCGGACUGCCAUAAAUUCUACGAAUGCCCCUCCGGCGGUACCCCUGUCUUGAAGACCUGCGGUCCCGGAACUGCCUUCCAGGCGAGAACUAGUGUCUGUGACUACGAGUACAAUGUUGCUAGCUGCUGGCAUCACUAG